AUGGCAGCGAGCCAAACCGUACCAGAACUUGGUGGAUAUGACUACGAGUUCACUGUCACAGUUCCUGAUAGAUGUGAAUGUCUUGUGUGCCAUUUACCAAUGAAGGAUCCAGUUCAGAUUGUAGGAUGUGGACACAGACUCUGCAACAUCUGUAUGGAAUCACUCUUGCGACGCCCUUCGCCAUUGUGUCCAGCAGAUAGGGAACUAUUGUCGCGUGAGAAGAUAUUUCCAGAUUCUGCCCAUCGUCGCGAGAUAAUGGAUCUGACCGUGAAGUGUCCUCAUUUUGGAUGUUCAUGGACUGGAGAACUGCGUGCUGUUGAGAAACACCAGUCAGAAUGCCUGUUGAAAGAAGUGCAAUGUUCAAACUCAGGAUGUACAGAGAGGCUUACCAAGGAAGACAUGAUAGUUCACGAGUCAUUUGAAUGUUCUUGGAGGAAAAUCAAUUGUGAACAUUGUCAAGAAUCAUUCGUCUUUCAUGAAAAGCGGAAACAUUUUGGUGUUUGCCAAAAGUUUCCUGUUCAGUGCACCAACAAGUGCGGCUUGAAAGAGAUUCCACGAGAUAAGCUUGAGUUUCAUAUUCGAGAAGAAUGUCCUGAAACUAAAGUUAAUUGCGAGUACAAAAGCUUAGGAUGCGAGGCUGAGUUUCCAAGAUCGAAAACAAGUUCUCACGCAAAGUCCCAAGUUGAAAGUCAUUUAAGCUUAGCCCUCCAUUGCCUUCAAGCUACUCAGCUGCAGGUUAAGGGUCUUCUCAGCAUAGUCGAGAACCAAUCAAAGCAGAUGGGGACAAUGACGGCUGUAGUUCAGAAAAUUGCGCAUAAAGCCGAUGAUUCAUUUGUCUGGAAGAUAUCCAACUUUGAAGCCUCCCUUGAUGCAGCAAAAAGGAAAGGACGUGCAAUAAUGUUAAGUAAGCCGUUUUCUUUGUGGAAAAACGGAUAUAUGUUGAAGAUCAGAUUAGAAUUCAGAGCUCAUCCCUCGCUGUCUAGUGAGGAUUUCAUGGAACUCAAUAUUGUAGUCGUCCCCGGAGAAUUUGACCCGUUGUUAUCUUGGCCAUUCCGGGAAAAGUUGCGCUUAAGAUUGAUUGAUCAAAACCCAACAAGCGAGCAUGAGAGAACGAACUUAUCGUAUCUAUUUAACUUUGAAAGGAAAGAAAAUCAAUGUCCAAGGCCUCUUACCGAAAAAGAUGUCCUUGAAUUUGAAUGUGCUUAUGUUGCUAUAAGAGAGUUAAAAAAUAGAAAUUAUAUAGUGAACGAUACUAUUUUCCUAAUGUUUCUUGUCCAGUGCACCAACGAGUGUGGCGUGAAAGAAAUUCCACUAGACAAGUUUGAAGUUCACAUUCGUGACCAAUGUCCUAAAACUGCAGUUACCUGCGAAUACGAGAACUUGGGAUGCAAGGCUAUGGACUUUGAUGCUCAAAAUCAAGAAUUGAAUGAAAAACUCAAAUAUCAAAUGAUAGCUCAAGUUAGGGAACAGUCAGAGCAGAUAGAAAAGCUGGAGAUUACGAAUGAUCCAUUUGUAUGGAAAGUGCCCCACUUUCAUACUCUUCUUGGCAAAGCAAAAACAGGGGUAAAACAAGUUUUACUGAGUGAAUCCUUUUCUCUGUGGAAAAACGGAUACAUGUUAAGAAUCAAAAUGAUGCUUGAAAAGUUUAGUGAGUGGGGCUCAGUUUUUCUAAGUCUCUCGAUCGUAAAUGUCCCUGGAGAAUUUGACAAGUCACUAUCAUGGCCAUUUGUAGAAAAAAUACACGUAGCAAUAAUUGAUCAGAAUCCAUGCAAGGAGGAGAGCGAUAACAUGUCGCAUGUGAUUGACUUUGGACACAAACGCGACCGAGCGACUUUUAAAGCUCUUACGAUAACCGGUGACUGCGAAUUUGGUACAAUGUUUGCCUCAGCAAAUGAGUUAUAUAACAGAUCUUAUAUAGUUAACGAUGCUGUUCUCAUCACAGCAAGUACGGAAGAGGACAAAGUUCAGCCUUCAUAAGAAAGGUAAUGACUUAAAACCCAUUCA
Molecule: messenger RNA, 2004 nt
Organism: Pocillopora verrucosa
Lineage: Eukaryota; Metazoa; Cnidaria; Anthozoa; Scleractinia; Pocilloporidae
Source: RefSeq, a predicted model, not a curated record